UCUGGAGUUCACUUAGUCGCCUUUUAAAAACUAUGUUGGUGUAAUCACUUAUUUUAAUUCAGCAAAAUUGUAAAGAGUUGAUCCGAACCGUAAAGAUUCAUUUGGCCUUGUAAACGAUGCUGGAGCCCAGCCUGCGAAUGGACUUCCCCUUGGAAGUGGGGACGGCGGGGACCGAACGAAAAUCCGAGAAUCCUACCGUGGAUCAGUUAAUGCCAGAAAUCAACAGCGAGGAUCCCCAUCCUCUGCCAGCCGGUGUAGCGGAUCUCCAGCGUGAAAUAGAAGAUGUGAAGGCCCUUGUGCGAACUGAGCCGCAUGGCAACGACCUUCGCAUGCUCUUGUUCACGGUGGCGGCCAGCCAUGAUCGCUAUGAGAGCACGCUGGUCCCGUUGCCGCCGCAGUUCAGGGCCGUGGUCGGAUACGGUUGCCAGGUUAAGAAGUUACGGAGCGCCAUUGAAAAUAACUGGCCCGCCUGUCGGGUUAUACCGACCAUGUUCAAUAGCCCUGAGGAGCUGCAGGCCUUGGCUCCCGACGAUGUUGACGCCUGGCAUCUUCUUCAUUGGCUGCUGGUGCCGAAUGUCACUUACCCCUCGUUCCGCCGCCUCUCGAUCUUGAACCUGGGCCCCCUAUGUCGCAACUUGGGACUGGGCCAACCCACCGAAGAACCCCGCCAGCUGAUAGGCAUCAACUACGAAAUGAUAGAUCUUCACCAGUGGAAGUGGCGUCUACAAAAUGAUGAGCAGCGCAACUAUGCCUUCCUGGGAUUGCCCCUGGAAAAGGUGUAUCGUUUCCUGUACACAGGUCACCUGGACAUACCUCCAGGAGAGCCUAUACGCCUGCACCACCAAAUGGAGUUUGCUUUGCUCCUUUCCCAGCAGCAAGAGUUGCCAGCAGAGCAGGAGCAGCAGCAGGAACAGGAGCAGCAACAGGAGCAACAUUCGCAGCAGGGAGAAGAAAAGAAGAAGGAAGACCAAAAGCAAACGUUGUGCUGGAGCAAGUCCGUUCUGGCCAACACACAACAGCGGGCAAUUAUAAUUUGCGAGCUGCCCGCCGAGCUGGACAACUGGAUGAUCACCUCGCCGGAUAGGCAUUUCCUUGAGCUUCUGGUGCAGGAUUCAACAACCCUGAAGCCCUGCUAUCUGCUGAUGUUCGACGAACCGGUGGCCGCCAAGAUGAUGCAACAAUGGCCGGGCAAACCCAUAGAAAUGCAGCCUCUACCCGGUCGAUCGCUGAAGAAGGGGACUUCCCACAGAUUCUCGCAGAUGUCGAACUAUGUAUUCGGACGACUGGAUGCCCUUAAGCGGCUGCUCAAAGGAAGUAAUUCUACAGAGGCCACAAAUUAAUGGACAAGGACAACUUAUACACCCACUGAUCCCCAACUCCAAUUUCCGAUUCUCGUUUAGAUUUACAAAGACAGACUUUGAAUUUCCGUCACCGUUUGGUUAUAA
This is a messenger RNA of Drosophila kikkawai, 1445 nucleotides long. RefSeq lists its product as uncharacterized. The record is from RefSeq and is a predicted model, not a curated record. NCBI's taxonomy places the organism in Eukaryota, Metazoa, Arthropoda, Insecta, Diptera, Drosophilidae.